AUGUGGAAUCCUCCAAAGAACUACGAGCAUAGGCCAGUCGCCGUUCUCGGCGGCGGAGUCCUAGGCAGGCGAAUUGCAUGCUGCUGGGCAGCAGCUGGGUACAAUGUCACUGUUCGAGACCCAGGAGCUCAACAGCGCAAAGACGCCGUCGACUAUGUCACGCAAAACGCUCAGCAAUACGCCGAGUUGACCGGAAAGACACCAGGAACUAUUCAAGCAUUUGCCGACCUGGACCCUGCCGUGAAGGAUGCUUGGAUUGUUUUCGAGGCGGUUCCGGAGAGUCUCCAUCUGAAAAUCGAGACUUUCGCUUUGCUCCAGAAGCUGGCACCUGCCGACUGCAUAUUGGCAUCCAACUCUUCCUCGUACAAGUCCAGCGAAAUGCUGGACAAAGUCGACCAGGACACAAAGCUUCGCAUCCUCAACACGCAUUAUUUCAUGCCUCCGGACAACCGCCUGGUCGAGCUCAUGACGGACGGCCAUACACAUCCAGAAAUCCUCCAAUUUCUGGCCGCUCGUCAUCGAGAAGCCGCUCUGAUUCCCUUCAUCGCCAGGAAGGAGUCAACCGGGUUUAUUUUCAACCGAGUCUGGGCCGCAAUUAAACGAGAAGUCCUCACGAUUCUGGCAGAGGGAGUUUCGACACCGGAAGAGAUCGACAACAUGUGGAACUUGUUUUGGGGUUCGAAGAUAUCUCCUUGUCGAAUGAUGGAUCAAGUAGGCCUCGACACCGUCACUCUCAUCGAACAACAUUAUGUUCACGAGAGGGGCCUUCCGUCGGAGAAGACGGUCGGUUUCUUGGAGGAAAACUACCUCAAACAUGGUAAACUGGGGAACAAGUGCUCCAAAGGUGGCUUAUACCCCCCGACACCCCAGGGAAUUUCCGACGGGGGGAUCGUUUUAUUGGACUUGGGUAUUCCAAGCUCCUUGAAAGGAAUUCCAAGUCCCCGUGACAUCGGAGGCAAGGGCAGGCUGCUGAAACUCUCCAAGGAUGGUAAGAAUGUCAAGACGUUAGUAUCUGGGGCCGGCUUUCCCGACGGAAUUGCAUUAAAUUCUUUGGACGGGCGUCUCUACUACACAGACAUGGGCACAUUCGGCAGCAACGAUGGACGUGUUCUAUCAUGUGAUCUUGACGGAAACGAUCUACAGGUUAUCAUUCCCCGGGGCGGUGUCCACACUCCAAAACAGAUCGCAAUCGACGAGUUGGCGGGGAAACUCUACAUCUCCGACCGCGAAGGUCUUCGCGUGGUAAGAGUCAGUCUGGACGGAUCCAAUUUCGAGGUCAUUGUGCAGACCGGGGUCUGGGAAAAUCCUGAAGAGCAGGCCGAUCAGACCAAGUGGUGCGUGGGCAUGACCGUCGUUCCAAAGCUGGGAAAAUUCUUCUGGACGCAAAAGGGACCGCCAAAGAGCGGAAAGGGGCGCAUCCUCAGUGCCAACAUCGAUAUGCCAACGGCUCAGAGUCCAGCACAUCGUGCUGAUGUUCGAGUCAUCUUCGACAAGCUCCCAGAACCCAUUGAUCUGGAGUACGACGAGGAGUUGAACAGUUUAUUCUGGACUGAUCGAGGAGAAAUCCCAUUUGGAAACAGUCUGAACAGAUCUCAGCUCAGUGCUGUUGGGGAGACGGUCAAUGGUGGAUAUGCCCGCUUUCCUAAACAUGAGAUUAUCGCCAGGAAUUUUCAUGAAGCCAUCGGGUUGAAGCUGGAUCGCAAAAAUAACGCCAUUUUUGUCGCUGACUUGGGCGGCACUCUCUGGAAGACCGAUUUCAAUGGUGCCAACAAAGUCAAGGUGUACGAAGACAAUGCGGGCACCUUUACCGGCAUCACCCUCCUCCCAUGA
Molecule: messenger RNA, 1830 nt
Organism: Cladophialophora psammophila CBS 110553
Lineage: Eukaryota; Fungi; Ascomycota; Eurotiomycetes; Chaetothyriales; Herpotrichiellaceae
Product: alcohol dehydrogenase
Exons: 3
Coding region: 1-1830 (609 amino acids)
Biological process (GO): fatty acid metabolic process
Molecular function (GO): NAD+ binding; oxidoreductase activity, acting on the CH-OH group of donors, NAD or NADP as acceptor
Source: RefSeq, a predicted model, not a curated record